AUGCAGCAUCCCUUGCGCGCUUGCUCUUCAGCUGUGUUGGCGUUCGUGAAGACGGGCGUGAAUCUCACGAUCGAGGCGGGCGUGACGGUUAGGGCCACGGCCGGCACCCCCGCCGCGGCGCUCGUCAUCGAGCGCGGCGCGAAGAUCUUCGCCCUCGGAACGCAGCAGGAGCCCAUCACCUUCACGUCCGCCACGGGCAUCCAAGACCCGAACGACCCGGAAUUCGAUCCCGCGACCGCGCGGGGCAGGUGGGGUGGCCUGAUCAUCCUUGGGAAUGCCCCCAUCAUCGGCGGCGAGAAUAGCGUCGAGGGGCUCCCGGAGGGGAUGGGCCUGUACGGCGGCAACGACCCCGACGACAGCUCCGGCGUGCUGCGCUUCGUUCGCGUCUGGUUCGGCGGCUCGGAGAUCAGCCCCGACAACGAGAUCAACGGCAUCACGUUCGCUGGCGUGGGCCGCGGGACGGAGGUCGACCACAUCGAAGUCGCGUACAACUUGGACGAUGGCGUCGAGUUCUUCGGCGGCACCGUGAAUGCCAAGUUCAUAUCAGUCUUGUUCUGCGGUGACGAUGGGAUCGAUACGGACGAAGGGUACCAGGGCAAGCUGCAAUUCGUGUUCGUGAUCACGGGAACGAGCGGCCACCACGGGUUUGAGAUGGACAGCGUAGGGGACGAGACCCCCCGCUCAUCCCCCCAAAUCUAUAACGUGCUGAUCGUUGGAGGGAGCACGGACCCCGGCAUGGUGACGUCGGACCAGCAGAAAAACGGUCUGAUUCGCCUUCGGGAGGGCACCGGCGCCCAUCUGGGCAACCUCAUCACCGUCAACGUGGCCGACAAGGCGGUGUGGCUGUCCAACUGCACGGAUGCGCUGACCGUGACGCAAGACAUCGAAAACCGCUCUGGGCCAGACACCCUGUACUUUAGCCCCGGCAACAUGCUGGGCCCCCACACCGCCCCCGUGCGGACGUCCAUAGGCUGCCGCGGCAAGGAGCUCCGCUCCUGGUCCAAGGAGGAGCCGAAUCUGGUGAUGGUGGCCGAGACCAUCAACGACACGGUCCUCUUCAUAGAUCCCCGUCCGCGCACCGGGAGCAGCCCCGUGUACAGGGCCGUCGACGACGUCCCCGCCGACUUCUUCACGCCGGUCGACUACCGCGGCGCGUUCGGCGAAGACCUGUGGCUCUCCGGCUGGUCGCUGCUAGACGAGUUCGGCCUCAUCCCGGACAACGUCUUCGGCGAGUUCCAGGAGGGCGUCAUCCAGUCCGACGCCACCUGGCGCUCCGACACCCUGCACCUGCUGGCGGACCAGGUCUUCGUCGCGAGCGGCGCUACGCUCACGAUCCAGCCCGGAGCCGUCAUCAAGGCCUACAGGGAUAACGGCUCGGGCAGGGCGCCCAGCCUCGUCAUCGAGCGCGGCGCGAAGAUCUUGGCGGAGGGGAGGGCCGACCGGCCCAUCACCUUCACGUCCGUGCUCAACCCGCGCCACCUGCCCGCGCGGGGCACGUGGGGAGGUGUGGUGAUUCUGGGCAACGGUCUCACCUCCAAGGGCGUCAGUAAUGUGGAGGGCCUGGAGGGCGUCGAGUACGGCGGCAACAACCCGGAUGACGACUCGGGCGUGCUGACGUACGUGCGCGUGUGGUACGGCGGAGACAAGAUCGCGCCCGACAAUGAGAUCAACGGCGUCACGUUCGGGGCCGUGGGCGCCAGGACGGUCGUGGACCACCUCGAGGUCGCG
Ostreobium quekettii is the source of this 1728-nucleotide messenger RNA. The record is from the annotation of a GenBank genome assembly. Lineage: Eukaryota; Viridiplantae; Chlorophyta; Ulvophyceae; Bryopsidales; Ostreobiaceae.